AUGGAGGAUUCAAAAACACUUCCUGAACUUUUUAUUGAUGAGAAUGAGGAACUUCACAUUGAAGAUAAUUUGGUUGAGUCAUCUAAUGAUGGUUCUGUGGUAAUUAAGAAGCGUAGGAGGAUGACUUUCAAGGAGAUUACUGAUGAUCAAGGGACCUACAACACUCACAGUGAUUUUGCUAAAGUCUUCAUUCAACACUUCAACAAUCUCUUUAACUCUGCUGGUUCUGAAUGCUUGAACAUUGAUACCACUCUCAUUCCAACUGGAACUGUGAUCCCUCCACACAUGAUCUCUGCCCUCACUGCUCCUGUUACCAUGGAUGAGAUUAAAGAUAUUGUUUUUUCUGGAAAGCCAAACUCUGCGCCUGGACCAGAUGGAUUCACACUGGAAUUCUAUAGAGCAACUUGGAAUGUAAUCCACCCUCAACUGUGCAAAGCUAUCAUAUCUUUUUUCAACACUGGUUUUAUGCCCAAUCAAGUAAAAGCCACAGCCAUUGCCCUCAUUCCAAAGCACCCUCAUGCCAAUAAUCCAAACACAAGUUCUUCUGUGCCAAAUUUGAUAUCACCAAAGCAUUUGACACAGUUUCUAGAGAAUAUCUUUAUAGAAGACUUGAAGCUAAAGGUUUCCCUCAAAUGUUCAUCUCCUGGAUCAUGGCCUGUACUUCUAAUGUACAUUUCUCUGUCUGCAUUAACGGUGUGCUUGAGGGUUAUUUUAACUCUACUUCGGGGCAUUUCUGCAGAUAACUGUGAGGUUUUCCAUCUCAUGUUUGCUGACGACCUCCAUGUUUUCGGAUCUGCUACCACAGCUAAUGCCCACACUCUCAAUUCCAUCCUUAAGGUUUUUGCCUCUGUUACUGGACUGAAUGUAAAUCCUCAAAAAAGCACUAUUUUGAUAUCCAAAAAUUGCCCUCUAGAUGUGGACAUCUGCACUAUUCUCAACAUUCAGCAAUCUUUAAUUCCCAUCAAAUAUUUGGGAUUGCCUAUCUUUUAUAAGAAACUGAAACUAAAAGAUUUCCAGCCACUUCUGGGCAAAAUUUCUAAACAAUUAGAGGGGUGGAAAGCUAAAACUUUGUCACUAGCCGGAAGAAUACAAUAUAUCAAAUUCACAAUUUGCAACACCAUUGCCUACUGGAUAAGAGGCUCCAUCAUAACUAAAGGUGUUUCCAAGCAGAUAAAUCGUUUGUGCGCUCGUUUUACUUACUUUGGCAGUAUCACUCAGAAUAAACUUUUUACUGUGUCUUGGAAAAACACCUGUUGUCCAAAACAGUAUGGGGGUUUGGGAAUCCCGUCUAUUGAUUCUCUCUGUCACAAUUAUGCUUGUUCAGUCAUUUGGAGGUUCCUUAAUACUAACAGCCUCCUAUUUAGUUGGUGGAGAGCUAAAUACUAUUCCCUUUGGAACUAUACUUCGGCUAAUAAUGCUCAAUAUUGGGAUUUGCUUUGUAAGAAAGCUAGCUGCAUAAAAAAUUGUAUUUCUUUUUCUGUUUUCCCAAGUAGCAGCCUUUUUGUGAUAUGGGACCCUUGGUGUGGGGGACAUUCCAUUGCUGAUUACCUGAAGACCUCUAAUUCUAUUGCCAACUACUCCAGUUUCUUUAGCUGGAAAGUUUCUAAUAUUAUUCUAGGGGAUAAUUGGAAUCUGCCUCAGUCUUUUGAAAACAACAUCAUCUCUCUUAUUAAGGCUAUUCCCAUCAGUCAGGUGGAAAAUCAUUUCUGGUUUGGUAAACAAAAUCCUGUGUUUGCUGAUUUUUCUAAACAGUUUUUUAGUAAUUUGAGCAAAGUUCCCUGGUACAAAUAUGUUUGGUAUAAACAUCAAGCCCUUAGAUACUCGGUGUAUGUCUGGCUUGCUUUUAAAGAUGGUUUAAAAACUACGGAUAUUUUGGCAAAGAGAGGGAUUAACACUUCUUACAAGUGCUGUUUCUGUCACGAUGAUAUGGAAACCAUUUCUCAUCUCUUUUUCGAGUGCAGAUUCACUUUUGACAUUGCAAAAUAUUUUUUGCCUUGGCUGAAUGAUCUUCUUAUGAGGCCAAACCUGUAUCAGUUAUACAAUUCUAUUUUUGAGCAAAGGAUUUUAAUCCAUAACAGAAACUACUAUCUUCUCUCUACCUCUACUAUCAUCUACUUCUUAUGGAGAGCAAGAAAUGAUAGGAUAUUUGGUGGUAUUGUUGAUAGUCAAACCACAGUGAUUACAAAAAUUAGAAAAGCAUUCACUCUUAAAACUAUCGGCUGGCGCAAUGUUUGA
Molecule: messenger RNA, 2235 nt
Organism: Dendrobium catenatum
Lineage: Eukaryota; Viridiplantae; Streptophyta; Magnoliopsida; Asparagales; Orchidaceae
Exons: 4
Coding region: 1-2235 (744 amino acids)
Source: RefSeq, a predicted model, not a curated record